Molecule: messenger RNA, 1592 nt
Organism: Aedes albopictus (Asian tiger mosquito)
Lineage: Eukaryota; Metazoa; Arthropoda; Insecta; Diptera; Culicidae
Gene: Pus1
Product: pseudouridylate synthase 1 homolog
Exons: 1
Coding region: 166-1518 (450 amino acids)
Biological process (GO): tRNA pseudouridine synthesis; mRNA pseudouridine synthesis
Cellular component (GO): nucleus
Molecular function (GO): pseudouridine synthase activity; RNA binding
Source: RefSeq, a predicted model, not a curated record
AGGUUCUGUUUGCGUUUCUCUCGCGUCGUCGUCGAAUCCGCCGCGUGCCGCAGUUCGUCGCGUAUGAAUUUUACAAAGAUUCCCUAAAUUCAUCGAAUUUAACAAGCGGAACAGUUCCUACGAGUGUUCAAAACCGAUCCAAGUGUCUUCUCGAACCCGAAGUAAAUGUUAACAUUUCUCCGUCGCGCCGUAGUGUCCGUAGAUUUCAAUCGCGGCGGAGUUUCAAAACUGCUUCGCCGGUACGCCCCUUCUGCUGUUGUACCCGAGACGAAACCUGCCAGUGCCGGUGCUGCUACAUUCCUCGCCCAAAUGGCCGAAGCGGUGGAGCAGAAAAUCUCCGACGGGAAAGCCCGCCAUGAAGAGCGCCACCGGCAAAAGCGUCAACAGCAGGAUGGGAAGGUGCGCUACAAUGGCAUGGUGAAGAAGCGCAAAUGGGAAGAUCCCCCGGAGGAUCCGGAAGCGGUUCGUAACUUUGACCCGGCAUCGCGCGUCAAGAAAAGGAAAUGUGUUAUAGUGAUGGGCUAUUCGGGGGUUAACUAUUUAGGUAUGCAGCGUAAUCCGGGGACGAAGACCAUCGAGGAGGAACUGCUGGUAGCGAUGCGGAAGCACGACUGGAUAAGUGAGGAGGCGUUCAAUCAGCCGCAGCAGAUUCAGUUUCAACGAGCGGCGAGGACGGAUAAGGGCGUGUCGGCUGCAACGCAGGUAGUUUCCAUUAAGUUGCCGGAGACUUUGGACAUCGAUGCGCUGAAUAAGGAUCUGCCGGAACAGAUCCGGGUGUUUGCCGUCAAGAGGGUCACCAAGGGUUUCAAUUCCAAGUCGAACUGUGACGCGAGGACGUAUACCUACACGCUUCCGACGAUGGCAUUCGCUCUGCAGGAGGACAAGGUGGACAAGGAAAGCUACCGGGUUCCGGAAGAGCGACUGAAGGUGGUCAGUGAAACGCUGAAGUUAUUCGAGGGAACGAAAAACUUUCACAACUUCACCAGUCGCAAGGAGUUCAUCGAUCCGUCUUCCAAACGGUUUAUAAUGUCGUUCGAGUGUGAGGCGCCUUUUAUUCCGGAAGGAACGACAGUGGAAUUUGCUACGUUGAAAAUCAAAGGCCAAAGCUUCAUGUUGCAUCAGAUUCGGAAGAUGGUUGGCCUGACGUUGGCCGUGGUGCGCGGUUUGACCCCUGCGGAAACCAUCGUGAAAGCGUUCGAAGAGCAACGGUACGGGAUUCCAACAGCACCUGGUCUAGGGCUGGUCCUGAACAGGAUUCACUACGAGAAGUACAACGUGCGUUACGGAGAGGAUGGAUGCCACGAAGCGUUGGAUUUCCAGAAGGAAGAAGAACAGAUACAGGAAUUCUUCCGCAAGCACAUUGCGGCGACGAUCGUGGACACGGAGCUAAAGACGGCUUCCAUGUUCGAGUGGCUGGAAACGUUGCCGCUUCACAGCUACGAGCCCAGGGACGAGAACGAAGUCCGGGAGUGGAAAGGUAAGCCGAAAAAUAAUGACGAUGAUGAUGAUGAUGAGUAGGGGGAUUUUGGGUGGAACUAAAUACCUAGUAAGGCAACAUUGUAGGGGAUAAAUGAAUAUAAACUCAAACACAA